This is a messenger RNA of Podarcis muralis (Common wall lizard), 4873 nucleotides long. It is a transcript of the gene PHF21A, whose product is annotated as PHD finger protein 21A. Gene Ontology annotation, biological process: negative regulation of transcription by RNA polymerase II. Lineage: Eukaryota; Metazoa; Chordata; Lepidosauria; Squamata; Lacertidae. Gene Ontology annotation, cellular component: histone deacetylase complex. Gene Ontology annotation, molecular function: chromatin binding. The record is from RefSeq and is a predicted model, not a curated record.
CGCUGCCGCUGCUGCUCUACUAGAGUUUGCUGCCCUACUUCACUCUACUUUAGUUUCACUCACUUUACAUCCGGGUUUUUUCCCUAGGCAAUGGGUGCCGCAGCACAGCCCGUUCCUUAGGCAAAGGGAAAUAAAUUCGCUGCACCGACACGUCAAGUAGUCCCUCAGGAGGAGCCUUGAGGCGCCCCCUCCUCCUCCCGAGGAGGCCGGCCGCCCCUCCUCCCUCACUCAUAGGGGGAGAGGGGUGGGGGGAGAGGGAAGGGGGAGCCCGCCGCCCCCUCCGCUUUUGUCCCCUCCCUCGUCUCCUCCUCCCCCCCCACUCCACCCGCUCGCUCCGAAGAGCGGCCGGAGUAGCUGUAUGUGUGUGUGUGAGGGAGGGAGGGAGAUAGCUAGAGAGAGAGAGGGGAGUUGUGUCGGGGGCGCGCGCAAGCCUCGAGUCGGGAGCGCGCGCCUCCGGCAGGCCAGGCGAAAGCAAAGGAAAGGAAAGCGAAGGGAGGCCGGUGGCGGAGUGAUCCAGGCGUGCGGGUGCUGCGGCCGGGCCGGGUGAAUGGGAUUGAAGAAGAGUUCAGCUUCUCGGCUUGUUUUUGUGUCACAGUUUCUCUUCUCCUGCGCCUCUUCUGCCUCGUUCCUUUCUUCCUGCCCGCCCCCUCCUCCCUGCUGCAGGAGGAGCCCCCCGGGGAGAGGGGAAGGAACAGGACCCCUCAGAGGAGAGGGAGAAGAGGAAAAGCAGGAGCAGGAGGAGGAGGAGGAGGAGGUGGAGGAAAAGGGAGCAACCAGCCAACCAACCAUCUUCCACUCCCAGCUUAGAUUAAAGAAAGUGAGAGGAGGAGGAGGAGGAGGAGGAGAGGAGAGGAGCCGAGAAGAGGGGGACAGGGAGGCCCGGAGGAGCAGCUGCACCACCUUCUUCUCCCUAUGAAGAGGAGUCUCCCCCCCUCCAAGAGAGGUCCUGCCAGGGGGGGCCCGGCCAGACAGCGGCGGCAGCGGCAGCAGCAACAUCACCACCACCAGCAGGGGGGGAAACAGAGCUGAAGAGAAUACUUGUUUUCCAAAACUGCUGCAGCGUAAAAAACAGAAUAUUUCCUUUACUCUGAAGCAAGUGUCUGAAGGUGGUGGGGAUUUAGUAACCUCAACAGCUCAAGAAAGUGGAGAAGGUAGAGAAUGGAGUUGCAGACUCUACAGGAGGCUCUGAAAGUGGAAAUUCAGGUUCACCAGCAUCUUUGUCACUUUCAAACAAGAAAGAUGGAUAGAAACGAAAACAGAAAGAAAGAAAGCUGCAAAUCUUCUAGCAAGUGACUGUGGGGUGAUGAAAAAUGCAUCUCAGGUUUAUUUUGUCCAUUCCUGCAAUUUUGAAAUUGGUUGCCCAAAUGAAGCAGGAUCCACAGAAUGCUGAUCUGAAGAAACAGCUUCAUGAACUCCAAGCCAAAAUCACAGCUUUGAGUGAGAAACAGAAAAGAGUGGUUGAACAGCUGCGGAAGAAUUUGAUGGUAAAGCAGGAACAGCCGGACAGUAAGUUUCAAAUACAACCAUUGGCACAGUCAGAAAAUAAAAUACAAACUCCACAGCCACUACAGCUACAGCAGCAGCAAACUACUGCAGCCUCUCCAAACCUGCUUGGAUCACAGAAGACGGUAACUACAGCUUCUAUGAUCACCACUAAGACACUACCUCUUGUCCUGAAAGCAGCAACAGCAACCAUGCCUGCCUCCGUUGUGGGUCCAAGACCUACAAUUGCCAUGGUGACUGCCAUCAAUAGCAACCAGAAAACUGUCCUUAGCACUGAUGCACAGAACACGCCAGUCAACCUCCAGACAACAAAUAAAGUCACUGGUCCAGGAACAGAGGCAGUUCAAAUAGUGGCAAAAAAUACAGUCACAUUGCAGGUUCAAGCUACACCUCCUCAGCCCAUCAAAGUGCCACAGUUCAUCCCUCCUCCCAGACUCACACCUCGUCCAAAUUUUCUUCCACAGGUUCGACCUAAACCUGUUGCCCAGAACAACAUUCCUAUCGCCCCUGCCCCACCUCCUCCUAUGCUCGCUGCUCCUCAGCUUAUUCAGAGGCCUGUGAUGCUGACAACAAAAUUCACACCCACCUCCUUACCUUCCUCUCAGAAUUCCAUACACCCAGUCCGUGUAGUGAAUGGGCAAACAGCAACCAUAGCCAAAACUUUUCCAAUGGCACAACUCACCAGCAUUGUUAUAGCAGCCCCAGGUACCAGGCUUGCUGGACCUCAGACUCUACAAAUCAGCAAACCAAAUGUUGAGAAACAGACUAUCAAGCCCCAAGCGGAAACAGAGGAGAAGCCAACAGAGAUUCAUACAGUUGCUCCUCCUGCACCACCCAAACCAAAACGAGAAGAAAACCCACAGAAACUUGCCUUCAUGGUGUCUCUUGGACUGGUUACACACGACCAUCUAGAAGAAAUACAAAGUAAGCGACAAGAAAGGAAACGAAGGACAACAGCAAAUCCAGUGUACAGCGGAGCUGUCUUUGAGCCUGAGCGCAAGAAGAGCGCAGUCACAUACCUGAACAGCACAAUGCAUCCUGGGACACGUAAACGAGGUCGUCCACCUAAAUACAACACGGUGCUGGGGUUUGGGGCUCUGACCCCCACAUCCCCUCUGUCCAGUCAUCCUGACUCCCCUGAAAAUGAAAAGACAGAGACCACAUUUUCUUUCCCCGCAACUGUUCAUCCUGUGUCCCUGCCCAGCCCCAGCUCCACAGACGGUGAUAUCCAUGAAGAUUUUUGCAGUGUUUGCAGGAAAAGUGGGCAGUUGCUGAUGUGUGACACGUGCUCACGUGUGUAUCACUUGGACUGUCUGGACCCACCUCUGAAAACUAUUCCCAAGGGCAUGUGGAUCUGUCCCAAAUGUCAAGACCAGAUGCUCAAGAAAGAAGAAGCAAUCCCGUGGCCAGGAACUUUAGCAAUUGUUCAUUCAUAUAUUGCAUACAAAGCAGCAAAAGAAGAGGAAAAACAGAAAUUACUGAAAUGGAGUUCAGAUUUAAAACAGGAAAGGGAGCAGCUAGAACAGAAAGUCAAACAGCUCAGCAAUUCUAUAACAAAAUGUAUGGAAAUGAAGAACACCAUCCUGGCAAAACAGAAGGAAAUGCACAGUUCAUUGGAGAAGGUAAAACAGUUAAUUCGCCUCAUCCAGGGCAUCAACCUUUCAAAACCCAUAAACUCUGAGGGCAGUUCCGUCGCCAUCUCCAAUGGCAUGGACUCUACCAAUAGCGCAAAGGCUGCCGCCGCCUCCACCCCAGCCUCUUCCCCCUCCCAGAGCUGCAUGGUGAACUGUACCAAGGGCGACGAGACUAAAUAACAUAGCACAGGAAGAAGGAGCCGGGGGAGAUGGCGGCGAGGCAGAAGAGCAAAACAAUAAAACUCUAGAAAAGAAAAGCUGGAUUUCUUCUGGAAAGCGCAGAACUCUUUGGUUCCAGAAAGAGUGCGAAGAGGCUUGUGCCAGGCGGCACCAGAGUUGCCAAUCGAUCCUCCUUAUUCUGUGUGUACGUGCAAAGUUUGGACCAUGUUACAUGAAUAGUGCCAGCUGGAGGUUCUUUGCCAGCACCAUGCCAAGUUAAAUAAUAUAUUUACUCUCUCUCUCUCUCUUUCUCUCUUUUACACCAGUGUGUGCCUGCAGCAGCCUCCACAGCCACUCUAGGUUUGUUUUGUUUUUGUUUUUAUUUGGGGGUGGGGAGCAGGGAGGAGGAGCAGGUUUCAAAUCUUAUCUGCAGACCAGUUUGUUUAGCUAAGGAAACUUCAAGUCCAAAGAGCCUGUGGGCUUUUCCUGUUUCUGAAUUCUCCGUACUACUAAACCAAAAAUCCAGAAAUAUGAAUUAACAAGUCCUAGGGUCCAGAGGGGUGGGGUGGUGGGAGUGGGGACCAAGCCUAUCCAAUAAGCAGUAUUCACUAUUGUUUUGACAGGAGAGACAAAAAGGAAUGGGGAAGGGUUUUUCACUAAGUAUCUAGUGCACACUCAGGCUGGGGAUUACUAGAUUGGCAGCUUUGGGUUUAUCCACUUUUUUUUCCAAAUAGACAAGUGAAAUAAAUUGCUGGUUUGGGCAUCACAUUGGCCCAGGAAGCUUUUGCUGAGGAAGAGGAGAAGGGAGGGGGACUAAUAUAAUCAGCCUGGGGUUUCAGAAAAGCGGGUCACAACUGAAUUGAAAAUUCCAACUUUUUUUUUUUUGUACACUUGUCAAGCAAAAGUGAUAUUCCAAACAGUACAGCACAUGUCCCAAACAUAUGGCCCAAAUAGUAAAAAAAAACAAAAAAAAUUAAAAUGCCUGUUUCCUUUGUUUCCUUUCUCUUUUGGUUACAAAUGUAAGGAAUAGAAAAGCUGUUUUUUUCAGGCUGACAGUCCGAUUAAAGAGGUAGAUGGGACCUUGCAUGGUAUAGAUUAGAAGUAAUAGUGUCAGUGAGAUACAGUGAGUCUUUGUGAGUCCGUGUGUCAUCGUUUUGGGCACUGUUUUUUAUGCAAGGGCAAAAUCUUUGUAUCUGGGGGAAAAACAACUUUUUUAAAUUAAAAAAGAAAAAAGAUAUUGAGGUCUUCCUAGUGUUACUUAAAAAUAAGAUCAAGGUAAGAAACAUUGUAAAAAUUACAAAAGUGCUAUUUGUUUCCUAAACAAGUGAUUUCUAUUAAAAAGGUGUCAGAACUGGAGAAAAUGCUGUGUACUUAGAAUUUUUUAACACAGGUUUUGCUUAUGAUGUUGCCAUUCUGCUGUGUUUCUGUUUGAAAAAUGCCUUGGGGGUGAGUGUCGAGAGAUUGUCAUGCCAUUCAAAUAGCCUGUGGGGUUGAACUGCAUCCAAUCUGCAAACCAUCCUCCAACUGGUGGAAUCUCUCCUCUGUUAAGCUCUCCUAAUUAACUCUUGUGCCUAAAA